Molecule: messenger RNA, 396 nt
Organism: Pediculus humanus corporis (human body louse)
Lineage: Eukaryota; Metazoa; Arthropoda; Insecta; Psocodea; Pediculidae
Exons: 3
Coding region: 1-396 (131 amino acids)
Biological process (GO): regulation of gene expression
Cellular component (GO): MLL3/4 complex
Molecular function (GO): protein binding; chromatin DNA binding; histone H3K27me2/H3K27me3 demethylase activity
Source: RefSeq, a predicted model, not a curated record
AUGUCUCAGGAAACUAUUGAAAUUAAUUUAACGCCGCAAGAACUGCAAGUGCUAUCUGAUCUUGACAGUCGACAAUAUGGUUUCUUAAAAUUAAAUUCUUCUGAGCAUGCCAAAAAAAAAGCACUAGUUGUUAAAGCUGUUAAAUAUUUAGAACGAAUGCUUAUUCAAGCUCAAGAAGAAAAAGAAGAUAUCGAUGGGGUUCGUUCGAAAGAGAUCAGCAUAGAUCCGAAAACUUAUUGUAAAUUGGGACAUUUUCAUUUAUUGUUGGAAGAUUAUGUAAAAGCAAUGUCUGCGUAUCAGAAAUAUUUUAAUCUUAGAACGGAUUAUUGGAAAGAUGCUUGUUUUUUAUAUGGUCAAGGCCUUGUUUAUUUUCAUUUUAAUGCUUUCCAGUGGUAA